UGUCAAUUAUUUUCAUGAACUUCAUCUUCUUUCUCAAAAUCUACAUUUUGUACUUUGUAGAGAGAGUUGUGAUUCUGAAAAUUGACGGUGCCCCAGUGCAACAGGGUGUCCAAGGAGGUACUCAGCCUCCAGCCCACUGUCUAGAAUCACUCAGAUAUCAAGAGAAUAUUGUCCUACCAAUUCACCCUCCACUGAUUAUAGACCUCAACGACGACGAGGACGAUGAAGAGGAUGAUGAAGAGGAAGAGAACUAUGUUUCUAAUUGGGUGCCUAGGCCUGCUGCAGAUAUUGAAGAGAAAUAUGCUGUAAAUCUGUGGGGUUUUUAUUGUGAUGGAUUUCGGAUUGUGUUGGCUUUAAAGUACCCCAUAAAUGGAAGUGGCAGAGGUGACUGUUCUGUGGCACAGAGGAACACACUUGUUCAAGAGAAAACAUGCGAGGCACUACCCUGGGAAAAAGAACCAACUGCAUCAAAGUAUUCCAAUGGGAAAGAAACAAACCCGACUGAGCUGGCAAAGAACCAUCACAGUAAAGAGGUCAAGGAAAAGAAACGGAUUUCUGAGGAGCCAAGAAACUCACCUAAUAGAGGAACAGGCAAAGGAAUUCACACUUCAGACCCCAGAGGAAAACCACCUUACCAACCGAGGGAUCAAAGUGAUGGUGAUGAUACUCGUUCUCUGAGAAAAACUGGAAGAAAGAGUUAUUUGAAUCCUUCAGAGCCUCGAAGAUCUGCGUAUGUCAUCUAUCACUCCGUCCCUGUCAACGAAGAGCCAAAGUUCAGUGGCUCUACAGACAAAUAUACUUCUGGUUUGUACAAUGCAGCAACCUGGAAGAAAAGAAAUCCACACGCGAAAACAUUCUCCAGGUUCAAAACAACAAUUCAGAGUCAAGAAGACAUGGAAGUGAAUAGAAAAGGAGAAUGCUACGUGGACAGGAGAAAGAGGUGA
Molecule: messenger RNA, 944 nt
Organism: Opisthocomus hoazin
Lineage: Eukaryota; Metazoa; Chordata; Aves; Opisthocomiformes; Opisthocomidae
Source: RefSeq, a predicted model, not a curated record